GUGUGGUUGUCUAAGCAGUUUGAUAUGAAGGACUUAGGAGAAGCAGGACACAUUCUUGGUAUUAGGGUAGUACGAGACCGUAAGAAGAGAAUGUUGUGCUUAUCCCAGUCAUCAUACAUAGAUACUGUCUUAGCUAGGUUCAGCAUGCAGGAUUCCAAGAAAGGUACCUUGCCUUUCAGGAAAGGAAUCCCUCUCUCUAAGGAGAUGUCUUCUAAGACGCCUCAAGAGAUUGAGGACAUGAAGACACUUCCUUAUGCAUCGGCAGUAGGAAGUCUUAUGUAUGCUAUGCUUUGUACCAGGCCAGAUAUCAGCUACGUCGUUGGCUUAGUAGCCAGAUAUCAAAGUAAUCCGGGUAGGGAACAUUGGUCUGCGGUGAAGCAUAUACUCAAGUACUUGAGAAAGACUAAAGAGUACAUGUUAGUUUACCGUGCAGACAGCUUGCUACCUCUGGGUUAUAGUGAUUCAUUUUUCCAGUCAGAUAGGGACAAGAGUAA
Molecule: messenger RNA, 494 nt
Organism: Striga hermonthica
Lineage: Eukaryota; Viridiplantae; Streptophyta; Magnoliopsida; Lamiales; Orobanchaceae
Source: the annotation of a GenBank genome assembly